AUGAAACAUCUGUCUAUUAUACUCCCGGUAGCUUUGACCGCCUUUGCAACUGCAUCCAGCAGUUGGUUCCCGGGCUCCAGGGACAUUCCAGUAUAUAACAAAUGGCAUGAGACGGAGCUUGAACGUUGGCUCUCCGACAACAACAUCCCAUACCCCACCCCGGCGGACCGUAAGGAUUUGGAGAGUCUCGUCGGCAAGAACUGGGAAGACUACGUUGUAAAGCCCUACAAGAAGUGGGACACAGCGGAGCUCAGUUCUUUCCUCCAAAAUAAAGGACAAGAUGCUGUACACGAAGCCCAGGAAUCUAGGGAAAAUCUAGUUCACCUUGCUCGUUCAAACUGGUAUGAGACAGAGGACAACACUCUUAAGGCUUGGGACAACGUCAAGGACUGGAUUUUUGAUACUUGGGGACAAAGCCAGCUCAAGGCUUUCGCGGACAAGCACGACAUCCCUGUCCCCCAGCCUCGCCCGAGGGAUGCUAUCCUCCAGAGACUUCGCCUCAACUACGAGAAUAUUGCCAAGAGAUUGGGAGAGACUACUUCGUACCCAGGCAAUUGGCUGUACGACUCCUGGACCGAAUCUGAUCUAAAGGAAUGGCUUGACACUCACGGAUUUCCUUCACCUCAACCAUCGUCUCGCGACAAACUUAUUGCUUCUGUGCGCCGCAACUCCCGACUUGCUUAUCUCAAGGCCCAGGCUCAAGCUGCCAGUGCCACCAAGAGUGCACAGGCAGCCUAUUCGACGCUCACUGAUAUCAUCAUUGAUACUUGGGGCGAGUCUGAGCUGAAGAAAUUUUGUGACAAAAAUGGCAUUCCUGUCCCUCAAGGCACUAAGGUCAAUGAACUUCGGGCUAUCGUCCGUAAAAACCGCGCCGAGAUUCUUGGUGACACGGCAGGCGCCCAUGCUGCAGCGGCCUUUGGUGCUGCCACUUCUAGUGCUGGAAACCAGUACGCAAAAGCCUCAGACAGUGCGUCCCUCGCCGCUCGGAACAGCUUCGACAAGGCCACCGAAACCUGGUCCGAAAGUCGACUCAAGGCUUACCUCGACGCUCGAGGUGUUCCGGUCCCGCAGACAUCCAAGCUGGAUGACCUCCGAGCACUGGUCCGCAAGAACAGUCACAAGGCUUCUACGGGAUGGAGCGCAUGGACAUUCGACGAUCUCACAUACAAUAAUCUGAAGGACUACCUCGAGAAGAAUGGAGAUGCCGCGGCCAAGAAUAUAGCUGCAAAGAAGGAUGUCACCCACAAGGAACUUGCGAGCGCGGCCAACUCGGCCUAUUCCUCUGCUUCCACUGCGGGCGGCUCCUCUUAUGAAUCCGCUACCAACUACUUUGUUCAGACUACUGAAGCUGCUAAAACUGACGUUUUUGAUAAAUGGUCUCAUUCUGAGCUGAAGGCAUACCUUGACAGCUACGGCAUCGUUACCCCCCAGGGAAACAAACUUGACGAACUCAAGGCCGAGGCCCGGAAGCAGGCGACCUAUUUCAAAUAUGGAACCACCUCUCCUAGCGAAACCAUCUUUGCUAAGCUCGAGGGGGCUGUGGUGGGUGGCUGGAAAUGGGUUUCCAAGCAACUCGAAUUGGGCAGCACUGCUGCCAAGGAGGAGGCUGCUGGAGUCGAGAAAGAGGCUGAAAUCAAGGCAAGCAAGGCCAAGAACGAGUUGUAA
Molecule: messenger RNA, 1665 nt
Organism: Geosmithia morbida
Lineage: Eukaryota; Fungi; Ascomycota; Sordariomycetes; Hypocreales; Bionectriaceae
Product: putative stress-responsive nuclear envelope protein
Exons: 3
Coding region: 1-1665 (554 amino acids)
Source: RefSeq, a predicted model, not a curated record